AUGACAGAUGUGAUUAUGUAUAUCUUUGGUUACGGUUCAUUAUUAUGGUAUACUGAUUUUGAGUAUGAUGAAGUAAUUCCUGGUGAAGUACAAGAUUUUGUUAGAAGAUUUUAUCAAUUAUCACCUGAUCAUAGGGGAACAGAAAAAAAUCCAGGAAGAACUGUUACAAUUAUACCUGAAAAAGGUGGAUCAUGUUGGGGAUUAGCUUAUCAUGUGCCUGAAGAAUAUGUUGAAAAGACUAUUGCUUAUCUUGAUCAUAGAGAACGUGCCGGAUAUCGUAGUGAAUUAGUUACAUUUAAACCAGAUAAUGGUAAUCAACCUUUCCAAGUUUUAGUUUAUAUUGCCAUUCCUGAAAAUAAUCCAUAUCUCUCACCGGCAACAUCAAUAUAUGAUAUCUGUGAUGUUAUUAUCUCAUCACAUGGUAGAAGUGGAAGUAAUUUGGAAUAUGCUUUGCGUUUAGCUGAUUGUGUUAGACGUAUGGCUCCUCAUAUCAAAGAUGAUCAUUUAUUUGAUAUUGAAAAUGAAUUAAUUAAACGUUGUAAGUCAUUAUAUAUUAAUGAUAAAGUUUUAUUUGACAUUGGAUAUAAACUUGAUUAUUUACAAAAUAUGAACAAUCAUACAAAAAGUAUUGAAAAAGAAACAAAUUAUAUAAAAAUCAGCAUCCCUUAA
Molecule: messenger RNA, 669 nt
Organism: Strongyloides ratti
Lineage: Eukaryota; Metazoa; Nematoda; Chromadorea; Rhabditida; Strongyloididae
Product: Cation transport regulator-like protein 2
Exons: 3
Coding region: 1-669 (222 amino acids)
Biological process (GO): glutathione catabolic process
Cellular component (GO): cytoplasm
Molecular function (GO): gamma-glutamylcyclotransferase activity; glutathione specific gamma-glutamylcyclotransferase activity
Source: RefSeq, a predicted model, not a curated record